CCUAAACGACGAGUUACGUAACUAAUAAGUAAGAUGGCGGUCUUUUCAACAGUUGAUUUGAAACAGAUUAAAUUAGAUUUGUGUAAAUUAUUGAAAGAAUGUUCCGAAAGGAAAUUGAUACAUUCGACGAAAUGGGCUGCAGAAUUAUCUUUGGCACUUAGUAACAUCAGAUUAAGUCCUGAACAAUUACAGCCUUCGUUACAGGAUGCAGAUGAUCAAACCUGGCAAGAAUGGGAUAAAUAUAUAUUAGCAAAGAGCUAUUUUGAUUCUCAAGAAUAUGACAGAGCUGCCUAUUUUACUGAAAACUGUACUUCUCCAAAAGCACAUUUCUUACAUUUAUAUGCAAGAUAUCAAUCUGGAGAAAAAAAGAAAUUAGAUGAUAUGGUUGAUACAGUUGUUCCUGGUGAAAAGGUAAAGAAUGGAGCUUUAAAAGUCUUAAGAGCAGAAAUGCAAAAAGAAUAUCUGAAUAAGAAAUUAGAUGGUUACUGUUUAUAUUUAUAUGGGAUUGUUCUGAAGAGAUUGCAAUUACACAAACAAGCUGUUGAUAUUCUUACAGAAGCAAUUCACAAAGAACCACUCCAUUGGGGAGCUUGGUUAGAACUGGCUGCUCUAAUAACAGAUAAAGACAUGCUCUCAGUUCUCACACUACCAGACCACUGGAUUAAAGAAUUUUUUCUGGCUCAUGCUUAUUUAGAAUUACAGUUAAAUGAAGAAGCAUUAUCAAUUUAUACACAUCUCCAGGAAAUAGGUUUUGCUGCCAGUACUUAUAUAAUGGCACAGAUUGCAAUUGCAUAUCAUAAUAUGAGAGACGUUGAUCAAGCGAUUGAAUGUUUUCAGUCGCUACAAAAAAUAGAUCCGUUCAGACUGGAUAACAUGGAUAUUUAUUCUAAUCUUCUUUAUGUCAAGGAAAUGAGAAUGGAAUUAUCUUAUCUUGCACACCAUACUUCAGAAAUUGAAAAGUAUAGAGUUGAAACUUGUUGUGUGAUUGGAAACUUUUACAGUUUAAGAUCUCAACACGAGAAAGCAGUUUUAUAUUUUCAGAGAGCAUUGAGGUUAAAUCCCAAUUAUCUUUCUGCAUGGACAUUAAUGGGGCAUGAAUAUAUGGAAAUGAAAAAUACAUCCGCAGCCAUUCAGUCAUAUAGACAAGCAAUUGAAGUUAACAGAAGAGAUUACAGAGCAUGGUAUGGUCUUGGACAAACCUAUGAAAUUCUAAAAAUGUCUUUUUAUUGCUUGUACUAUUAUAGACAAGCACAACAACUUAGACCUAACGAUUCUCGAAUGAUGGUUGCUCUUGGUGAGGCAUACGAAAAAUUAGAGAAGCUCCAAGAAGCCAAAAAAUGUUUCUGGAAAGCUCAUGCUGUCGGAGAUGUUGAAGGAAUUGCAUUAAUUAAACUAGCAAAACUAUAUGAGAAACUUGGAGAAGAAAAUGAAGCGGCAGCAGCUUAUACAGAUUACAUUAGAGAUGCCGAAGAGAGAGGCAUAAUGGAUAGAGACGAACAAUGUCACGCUUACAGGUAUCUUGCUAAUUAUUACUUAACACAUCAUCGCCUAGAAGAAGCUUACGAGAAUGCUCAGAAAUGUUCAGAAUAUAAUGAGACACGAGAGGAAGCAAAGAUGCUCUUACAUCAGAUUGCACAGUUGAGGACAAUACAUGAUAAUGAAAUCAUGCAAGUCGAAGAUAUAAACAAACUUCCUAUUGCCCCAUCUCAGUUUUGCUCUCAGGCAACAAACACUCCAGUAACUCGCCUCUCCUUCACUCCUGAUAACGAAACCCUGAGAUGAUUAUUGGACACAUUCACAGACAACAAAA
This is a messenger RNA of Centruroides sculpturatus (bark scorpion), 1810 nucleotides long. It is a transcript of the gene Cdc23, whose product is annotated as cell division cycle protein 23 homolog. The transcript has 16 exons. Lineage: Eukaryota; Metazoa; Arthropoda; Arachnida; Scorpiones; Buthidae. Gene Ontology annotation, cellular component: anaphase-promoting complex. The record is from RefSeq and is a predicted model, not a curated record. Gene Ontology annotation, biological process: cell division. Gene Ontology annotation, molecular function: protein binding. The coding region runs from base 34 to 1782 and encodes 582 amino acids.